Molecule: messenger RNA, 2375 nt
Organism: Paramacrobiotus metropolitanus
Lineage: Eukaryota; Metazoa; Tardigrada; Eutardigrada; Parachela; Macrobiotidae
Product: atrial natriuretic peptide receptor 2-like
Exons: 16
Coding region: 8-2173 (721 amino acids)
Biological process (GO): receptor guanylyl cyclase signaling pathway; protein phosphorylation; cGMP biosynthetic process
Molecular function (GO): peptide receptor activity; ATP binding; protein kinase activity
Source: RefSeq, a predicted model, not a curated record
CUGAGCGAUGGAUUACUACAAGUACUAUGUGAUCUGCGUUGUCGCGCUGGCGGGGGAGUGGACACUGGUCGGUGGUGUCCUCAAUGUCACCAUCGUGUCGUUCGGGUUCCCGGGUGGGGCGGAGUUUAUCUCCUCGGCGUAUUCCGCACCAGCGAUGGAUGUGGCGGUGCAGGAUGCCAUGCGGCUGUAUAAUCGCACGCUGAACAUGGAGAUAACGUAUCUGGAUAAUCGCGGGAUGCGGGAUUGUAACGGUGUGACGGCGCUCAGUGAGCCGCUGCUGGCGGAGUGGUAUUAUAAGCAACGAAUCAGCGGUAAUGUCAACGCGCUUAUUGUUCCAGGUUGCGUGACGGAUAACACUAUCGGGCAUCUGGUUAGCAACUGGGAUAUGCUGCUGAUUACAACCGCUUCCUCCAACGGGAAUGCCCAGGACGUCAUCAAGCGGCCCACCUGGAUCACCACGGCCUUCAUCUCCACCGGCGCCUAUAUCGAAGUAUACCUGGAUCUGCUGCACAUGUUCCAGUGGCGCAGCGUCAUGGUCAUCACGGACCGCGACAGUCCCCCGGUGUACGGGGCCGUGGCGCGGAAGGUUAUCGCGGGGAUCAGCGGGAUUCUUGGGUACUCCGUCAGCCAGAAGGAGAUCUUCACCCGCGACAACGCGACGAUGUUACGCUUUCCUACAUUGCUCAGAGAUUUCUCGAGAAUUAGCCGCGUUAUGCUAAUCUUCGGCCGUGGACCAGUAGUUCGAAAUCUCUUGAUAUCGGCUGGCAAACUGAACAUGACCAACGGCGAAUACGUGUACGUGGCGAUGGAGCCGUUCCGCAACCGAUUAUACGGACGCAUGGAUUGGCAGUACAACGAUACCGAUGACCCGAUGGCGCGUGAGGCUUUUCGCAGUCUGCUCUUAGUUCAACCGGCCGAUUCCUUAAUUCCGCAGCCGGAGAAAAAUCGCCGUUUCAGUGUACAGGUUCUCAACCGCUCGGAAACCGCCUACAAUAAUAGCUACCAGCUAAAGGAUCAGCCGUUUCCCAUAAUAGCCGCUGGCUACUCAGCUGUGAUGGCGUUGGCGCAGGUGUUGAAUAAUUUGGUAGUCGGAUUACCGGGUUUCGAUUUCUCCAAAGGCGCCCUAAUUGCUCAGGAAUUCCUCGGCCGAUCUUUUCCGACACGUGCUGAGGAUGUUUACUUCAAUGAGGCCGGAGAGCGCCGCACCGAUAUGGUUGUCAGCUACUGCAAUGGAUCAGAAAGUUUUACGCCGAUACUGAUAAAGCGCAAAGCGGAAGAUCACCUCCUAGCGAUAAAUAACGUAACCUGGCCCAACGGCGUUUGGCCGCCUCCCAACGAACCGAAGUGCGGAUAUUUCGGACAGAAAUGCGUCAGUCUUGAAGCGCAAACCGCAUUCUGGAAUACGGUGAAAGGCGUGGGUUUUGGAGUCUUCGGCGCCAUUGCUGUUAUCUUCACUGUCGUCUUAUACCGAAUGCGACGGAAUCUACAAGAAAAGAUGCUGAAAGACGUCUGGUGGCGCAUCGAUAACAGCCAGAUGACCUUAGUGCCGGCAUCCACGCUGCGAUCGACACGCCGUCGGGCCCUCAUGUCACAAUCCUUGAACCAACGCCCCGUGGCGGCCGCUGACGACACUAAAGCAUUGGCGAAAAACAGCUUUCCAGCGCAAUAUAAAGGCGCUCUGGUCCAGCUAACGGUUAUCGCCGCCAUCCAGGAUUACUCCGAUGUCAGCCAGGCGUUUACCUCGACCGCGUUGUUAGCUCUUUUAAAAAAGUUGCGUGGCAUUUCGCAUUACAAUGUCUGUACAUUCAUGGGCAUCACGGUUCUGCCGCAAACCAUGAAAUACGCUAUCGUCGCCGAGUACGCGGAACGCGGGUCGGUCUAUGAGCUGUUCGAAUCGUGUCUUCCUAUGGAAUCCAACUUUAUCAUGUCGUUCGUUGUCGAAUUAUCGCAAGGAUUGUCGUAUAUCCACUCUUCGUCGUUAAUGUACCACGGCAAUCUAUCCUCGACAACGUGUUUAAUCGACAAGCACUUUACGUUGAAAAUCUCCGAAUUGGCUUAUGACAAAAUCAUCCAUAUAUUUUCCGGGGAACGAUCAGCGUCCCGCAAGAAACCGGAGAACCGAGCGGAUGCCAUCGGCAAACAAAAGCCGAUAUCCUGGCGGAAGCCACGGUGAUCUAUGAGAUCUUCAGCCAGCGGAAUUUACCGUUGUCAAAACGAAGAGUAUCGUUUUUACAAGAGUUAAUAUCAACGUCCGAUAACGCGGACGGUUUACUAAGGAGAUUUCGCCCGUUGCUGAAAUCCUGUUACGACCACGACCCGCUGAACCGGCCAACGGCCAGGAAGAUCCAGAUGGAAGUGGUCAAAUGGUCCAAUUA